Messenger RNA from Mytilus californianus (California mussel), 626 nucleotides. RefSeq names its product collagen alpha-1(X) chain-like. Bases 32 to 592 code for a protein of 186 amino acids. The transcript is spliced from 3 exons. NCBI's taxonomy places the organism in Eukaryota, Metazoa, Mollusca, Bivalvia, Mytilida, Mytilidae. Gene Ontology annotation, molecular function: protein binding. The record is from RefSeq and is a predicted model, not a curated record.
CACACAUCCAAAUAAUAACAAAGUCAACAAUAUGGAGGGGUACAAAUACAUGAUGUAUCUUGUCUUGUUUCUUUUGUUCUGGUCCCCUGUUCAAUUAAAGGAUUGUUGCAGUAACAACAAAUUAAUGAGAAGUAUAAAAUACCAGUUUAAUCUUAUGAAUCCUGAUGAAUGCGGGAGUGAAACAAGCGCCGAUCGUGUAAAGUCAGCUUUCUCAGCCAAAUUACACAAACAUCUGACAAAGGUGCCACUGCAUACAAAAAUUAUUUUUGGCACCGUUAUAACAAACAUGGGGGCCAAUUAUGAUAAAACAACUGGCGUGUUCACAAGCCCACGUGAUGGUACAUUCUACUUUUCCUGGACGAUGUAUACAAACCCUGGUGGAAGCUGUCCUACUGAACUUAUAAAGAAUGGUAAUCCUGCUGGGUUCGCAAAUCAUACUUGGAAUGAAGGUAGUAAAUGGAGCCAUUCAUCGACACAGUCAGCUGUCCUUUCUUUGAAGAAACAUGACAAAAUUUGGAUAAGAAUGGCACGAAAUGGUAGCGGAUACUGCUACAGUGGGAUAUGGACUUCAUUUAAUGGAUUCGAGAUUUAAAUUUAAAUCAAUAAAUCCAUUUAAGUUUAAAUAA